Molecule: messenger RNA, 2315 nt
Organism: Diprion similis
Lineage: Eukaryota; Metazoa; Arthropoda; Insecta; Hymenoptera; Diprionidae
Gene: Nha1
Product: sodium/hydrogen exchanger 9B2
Exons: 6
Coding region: 418-2271 (617 amino acids)
Biological process (GO): proton transmembrane transport
Cellular component (GO): membrane
Molecular function (GO): antiporter activity
Source: RefSeq, a predicted model, not a curated record
UUCGUCCAAAGUCUGUGAGAAGAAAGAAAAAAAAGUCAGCGUAGUUCAUUGUGCACGUGUCACCAGGACGGUGCGGAACGUCAUCGUCAAUUUCAAUUUUCUUCGGUCCGCGUGUUUUUUCAUAAUUUCAUCCUUCGUUGCGAACCGCUUGCUUUUGUCCGUUCUUCUCCUCUAUUAUAUCGCGCGAUGUGCUUCGAAUGAAAAGUGGACGCUGCAGCUUCUUUGACCGAUCGCCGAGUGUCGUGUUACGGUAAGAGAGACCAAAGAGUGGACUCUGGAGUGUGCGUCCGGGUGUUCCGGGAGGCUGUAGGUCGCGAAGGACUCGAGCGUUUGACACCGAGCCCAGCGAAAAGGGAAAGUGAGAAGGGUGAAGGUUGAAGGGUGCAUUUGCCGAAGGACUCGGCCGAUUUUGGGAAGAUGGAAAACCACGUAACGGCGUCGGAGAUGAAGCUCAAGGAGUUCGAGGAGCCCUCGAAGCCGACGCGGCGGGUAUCGAUAAGCGAGCAGAACCUCUCCUUCGACAAUUUUGGCUUCGAACAUCACCGUAAAAUCAGCGCCUGCUCCGAGCCGAACUCCGAGGGACGAAGGAAGUCCAUUCUGCACGGCGGAAGUCACUACGGAAGUUCCGAAAACAUCGAGAAUGGACGCGCGAACGGGAGGAAGAAGUCUGCUCUGAGUCUGAGCAGCUCGAUCAGGAGCAAAAUCGAAUACACCGAGGAACUAAAGAGAUCCUGGCUCUACGCCUUUUGCAUGCGAUGUCACGGCCACGAGGAAGCGACACCCUCCUGGGAACCCCCAGGGUGGAAACGGCUCUGCCCUCAGCCCUUCUUCCCGACUUACAGGAAAUUCGCCAGGAUACUGGCGCUGUUCAUCCUCGGCCUGAUGGUCUGGGGCAUAUUGUACUGUAUAAUAGGCAAGGACGCCGCCCCGGGAGGACCCUUCUUCAGUCUCGCCGCCCUCUGCAUCGCCGCGCACUUCGGCGGAUGGUUAUUCUCUCUCACCACUCUGCCGGCCCUCAUCGGGAUGCUGAUGACUGGCAUGAUUCUGCAAAAUACCGGGCUCAUCAGCCUCGCUGAUAAAUACUCAACCGUCUUGUCCAUUCUCCGGAAGUUCGCGCUGGUUAUAAUCCUGACGAGAGCAGGAUUAGACCUGGACCCGGAGGCGCUGAAGCGUUUGCGAAUCACGGUGCCGAAGAUAGGUUUGAUACCGUGGGUCGUCGAGGCUGGUGUAACGACGGUGGCCUCCAAAUAUUUCUUGGGUCUUCCAUGGGUGUGGGGACUCCUCCUUGGGAGCAUAAUCGCCGCUGUAUCACCGGCGGUGGUCGUUCCUUGCCUCUUCAGGCUCAGAGUAAAAGGAUACGGCGUUGCGAAGGGGAUACCAACCCUGGUGAUCGCCAUUGCUGGGGUGGACGACGCGGCCUCGGUCGCCAUCUUUGGAAUUAUAAAGAGCAUCAUGUUCUCCAACGACGCGUUGUGGUACCAAAUUUUGCAGGGACCGAUUUCGAUCUGCGGCGGUAUCGGUUUCGGCGUCCUCUGGGGCUUCCUGGCCAAAUACGUACCGGAGAAAAACGACCCCUACAUGGUGCCGCUGAGAAUCUUGAUGCUUCUUGGGGGUGGUCUAAUCGCUGUAUUAGGAAGCGAGGCUAUCGAACUCGGUGGUGCUGGACCUUUGGGUGUCGUUGCGGCAGCUUUUGUCAGUUGUUACUUCUGGCAAAAAGACGGAUGGGACGUCGAAGACAAUCCAGUAGCAACGGCCUUCGAGAUAUUCUGGAUGAUAUUCGAGCCGAUCCUCUUCGGUAUAACGGGGACCCAAAUAAAGAUCAACGAUUUGAACGGCACGACCGUCUACCUGGGAAUCGGAGUGCUGGUAGCAGGCAUCGUGAUCCGCAUACUAGUGACGCUGGUGGUCUCGAUCGGCUCGAACCUGAACAUGAAGGAAAAGGUGUUCGUGUCCUUGUCCCUGAUGGCGAAGGCGACGGUUCAGGCUGCACUGGGUCCGACGGCACUGGAGCAAGUUUCCGCCGAGGAUGCGGAGCGGACGGAGUACGGAGAGACCGUCCUGAUGCUCUGCAUCCUGUCGAUCCUGAUAACGGCGCCGAUCGGUGCCAUCAUUAUAACCCUUGCAGGUCCCAGGCUUCUUACAAAAACGCGAGCCGCCGAGCAGCCCGAAGAAUGGAACAGGAUACGCCGGCCUUCGAUGCGAGACAUAUCGAUAAUAAACGAGGAAAUCGAUAUGGAAGAGGAAGAUGCCGCCGAGGAGACGAAGCCCUGACGAGCCUUUCUCUCCCGAAUUCAUACACGCUUGGAUGGAAUUAA